AUGCUGGACGAAUGGUCUUCGAAUAUCUUGCAACAUGACCCUAUGCGAAUGUACCGCGCGAAACGCGAUAGUACUCGUCGGACCGUGUCCUCAAAGUACCAUAUCCUGGGAUUCAUCUCUUCAGGAACGUAUGGCCGCGUCUACAAGGCUCAGAGCAACGACGACGAUGGUAAAAUCCACGCAAUCAAAAAAUUCAAGCCUGACAAAGAGGGGGACGUGAUAACCUACACCGGGAUCAGCCAAAGUGCUAUCAGAGAGAUUGCGCUCAAUCGCGAGAUUGAGCACGAAAACGUGGUCGCAUUGAAGGAAGUGAUUCUGGAGGACAAAGCUAUCUACAUGGUGUUUGACUACGCCGAACAUGAUUUCCUGCAAGUGAUCCAUCACCAUUCGCAGACCAUACGCACUCAGAUUCAUGUUGCGAUGCUAAAGUCGCUCACAUACCAGCUUCUGAACGGUCUCGUCUACCUUCAUUCUUGUCAUAUUCUUCAUCGCGAUCUAAAGCCAGCUAAUAUUCUCAUCACGUCGUCCGGAGUUGUCAAGAUCGGAGACUUGGGUCUCGCUCGUCUCAUUUACCAACCACUGCAGCCACUUUUCGCUGGAGACAAGGUUGUGGUGACUAUCUGGUACCGCGCGCCGGAACUCUUAAUGGGGGCUAAGCACUACAACAAAGCCAUUGAUUGUUGGGCUGUGGGUUGCGUUAUGGCCGAGCUUGCGCAGUGUCGACCUAUAUUCAAAGGCGAAGAAGCAAAGCUAGACUCGAAAAAGAAUGUCCCUUUCCAGAGAGAUCAGCUACUCAAAAUCCUUGAUAUCUUAGGCACGCCAAAAGAAAGUGAUUGGCCGGGUAUUGUCGACAUGCCUGAAUAUCAGAAUGUGAAGCGUUUGGAUCUCUUCAGUGGCCAACUUACACAGUGGUGUCGAGUGCGCCUCCCGGGUCAACAGCUUGGCUACGACCUUCUCAACAAACUGUUCCAAUAUGACCCAGACAAACGGCUAACAGCACGCGCCGCAUUGAACCAUCCGUGGUUCGAAGAAGACCCAAAACCCACAUGGAAUGCUUUUCAGUCUAUUCCUGCUCAUCAAAUUCCUCCACCGCGUCGAAUAACGCAGGACGACGCGCCUUCUAUGGUACCCAUGGCUUCACAACAACCGCAUCAGGGUCAUGCUCAAGUCAGCGCCUUUCAGUCGCAGUCUAAGCCAGGUAGCUCGGCAAGUUUUGCGAGCCUUAGCGGAGGCGGCGGUCCGUACGGAGGACAGGGGGGCAAUGGGAACGGUGCGGGCCGAAAGAAGGCUAGGAUGGGAUGA
Pleurotus ostreatus (oyster mushroom) is the source of this 1302-nucleotide messenger RNA. RefSeq names its product cyclin-dependent protein kinase (gene SSN3). The coding region runs from base 1 to 1302 and encodes 433 amino acids. Gene Ontology annotation, molecular function: cyclin-dependent protein serine/threonine kinase activity; ATP binding; RNA polymerase II CTD heptapeptide repeat kinase activity. The transcript is spliced from 6 exons. Gene Ontology annotation, biological process: protein phosphorylation. The record is from RefSeq and is a predicted model, not a curated record. Gene Ontology annotation, cellular component: mediator complex; nucleus. NCBI's taxonomy places the organism in Eukaryota, Fungi, Basidiomycota, Agaricomycetes, Agaricales, Pleurotaceae.